Molecule: messenger RNA, 3696 nt
Organism: Homarus americanus (American lobster)
Lineage: Eukaryota; Metazoa; Arthropoda; Malacostraca; Decapoda; Nephropidae
Product: chondroadherin-like
Exons: 6
Coding region: 1-1473 (490 amino acids)
Cellular component (GO): extracellular matrix
Molecular function (GO): protein binding
Source: RefSeq, a predicted model, not a curated record
AUGAAAGACCAGCCUGAGAUAUGUGGAGUAUAUAGGAUACAAAAGAAUGUAAAAUACCGUCAUGAAGAGAGAAAGAUGGAAGAGGAAGUUGUGUUGAGCAGAGAACGGGUCAGAGUCUGCUCAGGUGUUUGUGUUGACGAAACUUCUUUGGUUAUUGAAUUUUAUCCCCAGUCUCCCGUAGCUAUGAUCAGAAAAUUCCUACUUGAAGGUCUUAAUCGUUCUCAUGAUAUGUUAGCAUGGUGGCUGGUGUGGGCGUGCCUGGUGGGCGUGACGCGAGCGUUCUGUCCACCUGGUUGCAAUUGUGAUGACAGCGUGCCCAGUGCUCGCUGUGUGGGUGUGGGCAUCAAUGUGGUGCCUAUACUCUUCAACCCGAACCUGCGUCGCCUCAAUUUGGCCCACAACUUAAUCGACUCGAUAGCUCAAGCUCUCGUGUUCUUCGACCAGCUACAAGAGCUUGACCUGUCCCAUAAUGUGUUACCCUCUCUGGGUACAGGUAACCUUGAAGAGCAAGUACAGCUUCUGGAACUGCGUCUUGCCCACAACAACCUCACCGCCUUGUCUCCAGGGGCCUUCAGGGGCCUUAUGUCCCUCCGUUUAUUAGACCUGAGUCAUAAUGGAAUGUCAGAUCUGCCUGCUGGGGUCCUUGCUGACGUGCCACUCCUGACGGCGCUACUGCUGGCCCACAACAAGUUGCAUCUAUUAGCAGAGAACACCUUCCGCGGACUUCGCAAUCUUCAUGUUCUCGACCUGUGUGACAACUACUUCCGGCAUGUGCCGUCCUCGGCGCUGGAGAACCUGAAGAGACUCAAAGCUCUUCACCUGUGCCGUAACCGCCUUACGCGCCUCGAGUCUGACACCUUCACAACAGACACGCUUACUUCCCUUUCAUUAGAAACAAACAACAUCGACUUCAUCGCAGACGCCGCCUUUCAUCACCUCCAGAGACUACAGAAUCUCAACCUCAAUGAUAACCUGCUACGUGAGGUUCCAGUGACCACACUGUCCUCCCUGCACAUGCUUGAUUCACUAAUCCUCAACAAAAACAAUUUCACAUCUAUAGAGGCAGGUGCGUUUCGUAGCCUAAGCCGCUUGGUUGCUCUUGAAAUAUCGCGGUGUCCGCGCUUAGCCUCGAUUCAUCCGGAUGCCUUGAGCCAAUGUGUCAACCUCCAGCGUCUGACUAUUUCUCAUAACCCAUUGAUACGACACCUUCCGGAGAAACUCCUGACUUCCCUCCCUCUAAUCCACACCCUCGACCUCCGUGCCAACAGCCUACAGAGUGUGCCGGAGGCCAGUAUGCCCUGGGGAUCUUUGGUCCGUCUCGACCUCCGUGAUAAUAUGCUAGUAUGCAACUGUUCCAUACGGUGGCUUGCAGCACUACUCAGCGCCUCCAACACCUCUCUUGCUGCCCCAGACAUCCAGUGCCUCACCAGACAAGCUGAAAGGCAUCUACCUUUCCAGGCUGAGCCCGAGUGAACUGCUGUGCGUGGAUCAGGUGCAGGUCGUUGUGGGGAUCGUUGUCGUUACAGUCUCCACCGUCCUGCUCGUCGCUCUCUCCGUCCUCCUCUGCAGGUACCGCCGGAGACACCAGAGGGACAAGCUGGGACGUGGUUGGCCCCCGGGUCCUCUAGCACCUUGGCCUCCCGACGACCACUCCGCCCCAACGAGACACAUUAUGGCCGAUGAAUACGUGUACCACACUUACUCCUCUGUCAGGAAAAUUCCCGUCACGAAAGUAUGAAGUUUACACCUGCUUCAGGAAGAUCCCUGUUCCUAAAGUGAGAAGAUUACUCCACCAAUCAUGCGUCAGGAUGAUCUCCAUCGUAACAAACUGAAAUACCUGUUACCACUUUAAACCUUGGUAUCAAGAAACAAGCGCUCGCUGAUGAAACCUGAGGCGCCUAUAUUCACGAUACUAAUUUGUAUAACAUAUUUACAUCACCGAAGUCUGAGGUCCACGUCAUCUCGCGCCAACAGGAAAAUCCUGUUGAAUCGCCACGUUUGUCCCGCGUCUGGGAGCCCCGUUUUACCCAGGCAACGUAUCUAAUAAUUUAUGAAAAAUAAUAGAUAUCCUUUCUAAAAUUACUACAAGUACACCCAAGGUUGGUGAACAAUAUAUAAACCAAGGGAAAGUGACCGACGAAAGUUUAGCUAAUCAAGACUCGAUUUCGCUUACUGUGUGUGUGUGUAGCGCAUCGGUGUAGUGUCAUCGUCUCCAAUAUGUGUCAUUUUGGGCCGUAUGUUACUAGUGUAAGCCAACGAAUGCUUCCAAAAGUACCAUAAAACCACCAGAGAAGCUGUGAAUGCAUAGCAAGAAUCAAAAAUGUCAGAAAUCUCAGUGUUGAAGGAAAUGUGAACAAGUAGCAUUUAAAUAUUUUGUAGAUUCUUGAAUAUAUAUCAUAUAAGGACUUUUAUCGUUUGAAUAAACAUACAUAUAUAUACAUACAUACAUAUAUACAGCAUAUAACAUAUUUGUGUUCGUCAUUAACUAGUAAGAGUUACUAUAGACCGAGAGGAACCGAGUGAUGUGGACUGUACCUACACUGACAGCAAACGUGUAUUUAAUGUUGGUUGAGAAUGACAAAAUAUAUCAGUAACAUGAGGCUAAAGUAAUAUUCUGUAAACUUACAUGUCCAUGUUGCUGCUAAACUUUGUCCUGGAGUGUCUUUUGGAUAUAGUGCGACCGACGGUGAUCAGCGUGCAGUACCACACACAGCAGGGGGCUGUCAGUCAAGUGUCCACGUCAACAACAACACUUAGGUCCAGUGGAGCUUACGAAAGAAAGAAUAAGUAUUGGGGAGGAGUGAGAAGCCUUCCCAGUACAUAAGAUGAUACGGACAAUACCGUGUCUUGUGUGUACAGUACUCGGGUGUAACUAUCGUCUUGUAGUUAAUUAAAGAAGACAACUGUUACUUUUUAAUUCUGUUUAUCACUAAGUGGAGAACAUCCACAUAUCUUUGUACUGUUGGCAGGUUAUCACUCUCACAGUCAGCAGGCUGUUGUCUACUGGAGUGUAAAAUAAUCUCAAGGCCUUUGUCGGAAAAACAGGGUCUGAUUACGUGGACUUAUACACUUAAUUGGCAACGUUUUUGCCUCUAUAAAAACACUCCUCGCUAGGAAGUAUAUAAACUGUGUAUUGAAAUGUGUCCCACCAAGCUGCUUCUGUACAAGUGAAAGAUGUUUUGAGUAUAGCUGUUGGUAUUUCACUUUUUUUCAUAAAUUAAAUAGUUGUAUAAUUAUUACCUGCUCCAAGACUUCAUGAAACAAAAAAUUCCUCUUUUAAAUCAAACAGCUUUAGAAAAAUUAAAAUUUUCAACAUUUAUUGAAUAAAAAGUGUUUGUGAUGCAAAUUAAAAUAAAUGUUUAAACUAAUUUUCUUGUUCUAAUAUUUUUUCUGUGAUACUUAAGAAAAUGCACAGACUAUAUUAAAUUUAUAUGAAAAAAAUCAUUGUAAUUUCUGCCCCUGCAAACAAAUCAAAUUAUAAUUUAAAAAAAAAUUCUGAACAAUUAAAUCAGUUUAUAAAACAAAAAUAAUGUCACUCCUUUAACACUUUACUAAAGACUUCUCGAAAUAUUUCCUGAUAUCGAUAAACAGAAAAUGCAGAGUUCACCUUAUCUUGCUAGUACACACAGCCAAGUUGCCUUGACAGUUUAAUCUCCUGUACUAAGGCAUGCGCACCUAAUAUAUAUAUAUAUAUAU